AUGGCCCCCCUGGAGAGUGGGCAGUUGCCCUUCUCGCUCAUGUCCAGGGCCGACACUGAGUUUGUGCGUGAAUCCAAAUUUAUUCAUGAAAUCACUGAAAUGAUUUCACAAAAAUUAAACCGUGCCUAUUUGACAUAUGAGACGAACUAUCCAGUUGAGAUAGACUCUCGCAUACGAGAAAUAAAUGAUCUUUUAAGUGUUGGAGUAGCUGAUGUUCGCACAAUAGGUAUAUGGGGGAUUGGUGGAAUGGGUAAGACAACACUUGCUAAAGCUGUUUAUAAUUCAGUUGCUCAUAAGUUUGAAGGAUCCUGCUUUUUGGAAAAUGUUAGAGAACAUUCAAAGGCACCAGGAGGCUUAGUUCAACUACAAAAGAUUCUUCUUCGUAACAUUUUAGGCCUGAAAAUGUCGAAUGUAACAAAUUAUGAUUCAGGACUGAAUAUCAUCAAGGGUAGGUUGCGCUACAAAAGGGUUCUCCUAAUUCUUGAUGAUGUGGAUCAUUUGGACCAGUUAAAAUAUUUAGCUGGAAGCUCUGAUUGGUUUGGUUUGGGCAGUAGAAUUAUCAUAACAACAAGGGUUGAGCAUUUGCUGCUUGUUCAUAGAGUUGACUUCACAUACCAAGUGAAGGAGUUAGAAUCUGAUGAAGCUUUGGAGCUCUUCAGUUCUAAUGCCUUCCCAACAAGUAGACUUCCGGAUGAUUAUCAAGAACUCGCAAAUGGUUUCGUAGGCUAUGCUCAAGGGAAUCCAUUAGCCCUCACAUCUAUGGGUUCACUUUUGUAUGGGAAAAAUAUAGAUGAAUGGCAAUCCAUAUUAGAAAGUUACAAAAGAGCUCCUGCCUCAAAUAUUCGUGAAAUCCUCAAAAUAACAAAAAAGGAACUAGAACGUCAAGUGAGAAGACCCGAAGAAAAUGUCCUCACCAAUGUUGAAGAAGAACAUGGGGUGCAUGACUUGCAAAGCUCGGGACUAAAUGAAGCUCAAAGCAAUGAACUGAUGCUUGAACAAAAUGACACAAUCUCCGGUACUCCAGAAGUAGAAAGACUUCAAGGAAAAAUUUCUGAAACUUAUAACGAAGUUACAGGACUAAAUGAAGUUGAAAACACUGCAAAGUUGCUUGGAGUUGAGACAGUCUCCAGUACUCAAGAAGAAGAAAGGAUUCAAGGACAUAUUAAUAGAACUGACGAUGUUACAGAACAAAAUGAAGAUGAAAACAAUGUAAACUUGGUUGAAGGAGAUAAGACAUUCUCCAGUAUUCAGGAAGAAGACUUGCUAGGAAAAGCUCCUGGAACUGACGAUGAGAUCAGACAUUCUCCAGUUCUCAAGCAUUACAAACACUUCAAGGAAGAAUUCCUAACACUGAGGCUGUCACAGUGA
Molecule: messenger RNA, 1368 nt
Organism: Prunus avium (sweet cherry)
Lineage: Eukaryota; Viridiplantae; Streptophyta; Magnoliopsida; Rosales; Rosaceae
Source: RefSeq, a predicted model, not a curated record